UUUCGAUUUCCUUCCUUUGGAAGAUGUGAAUUUGCAAUCUUUUUUCGCUGUUUUCGACGCAGAACGUGUGCACAAGAUCGAAAAUGUCGUCGAACUAGAAGUACUAGAAGAACAAGAAGGCUUCAUUACUCGUGGCGCGCAGCAACGACAACAAGGUACAUCAAAGGCGUGAAUUUGUAUUGUUAUACUUCCAAAAUUUAAGUUACACCAAAACACUUACCCCAAGAUGUAUCUGCCCCCGGCGGACGAUGUCGAAAAGGAGGAUAUCCUCAGUAAAAACGUACCCACACCAGAGUUGUAAUGCAAAUCUGCAUGCUGAAAAUGUUUCUCAUGCGGAGCCCCAUGAGAAGCAUUUUCUAGUCGUGUUUUGCAAUUUGUCAUGCUCCAAUCAGCAUGGUAUGCUAGAUCUGUGAUGCUGCUGAGCUAGCUCAAACCGCACUACACUACGAAUGCAAAUUUGUCAUGCAAAACAGCCAAAACUUGUGGAUUUGUCUAGCCGAUUCCCCAUCUUGACUAUGGUGUGGGUACGUUUUUACUCAGGAUAGAGGAGUACGCCGGUCUCACCGGCCCCGACCCCUGGAAGGCAGCGGAACCGCUCUACCCGUCUUACUAUGAACUGCAAAAGUAUCGCAUUCGUAUAAAUGCAUUGCAAAUUCUUUCAGCAAGAGAAAUAAAAUUUGUAAUGCUGAUUUACCUUAAGAAAAAGUUUUGUAAUGCAUGACUGCAAUUACUACGAGUACGAUACUUUUGCACAGGAUACUUACCUAGCAGAUACAAAACAGUCCGUCGCCUUCGAAGCUGCGCAGAAGGCGGCGAAGUACGCGCAAGUGGCGAACUAUUUCGAAAUAUCAAAUGCAAAAAUGUCUGGGUCUGGAAAAAUGGAAGGCUUGUCAUGCUUGUCUGGCAUGACCCAUGAUGAUUGUAAUGCAUGACCCAGCAUCACAGAUUUUUGGCAACUUUCUUGAUACCAUUUCCGCAUGACAAACGCCCUCCCCGCGUAGCACAAACUAGACUCCUCUUGCUGGUCAUGCAAUACAGAUUUUUUUAGAGUCCAAAGUCAGCAUCACAAGUUCCAACUUUCCAGAUCCAGACACUUUUGCAUUUGAUACGAAACCAUCGCGACCAAACACUGGCAGAUCGGACAGUCUUGCUAUGAACAGCAAAAAUAUCGUACUCGUUGUAAUUGUAAUCAUGCAUUACAAAUCUUUUCUUGAGGUAAAUCCGCAUUACAAAUUAUCUUUCUCAUGCAGCUGAGGAAAUUUGUAAUGCAUGUUGUAUAUGAGUGCGAUGCGUUAUUUGCAGUUAAUACUUGUAAGGAAAACGCGGUUUUAGCUUACCGGCAGGCGGAGAACGAGAAGUAUGAGAAGUCGUACGAGAGUUCGGAUUUGCUGAAAAAUUUGCGGAAAACCUGCGACCGCUUCAAGAACUGGCUGUUGGUUACGAAGAAGGAGGUAGAACCCGAUUUUGGAAGUGCGAAUAGAGAAGCGGAGGAGGAUGCGGCGAAGGUGAAGGAAGGCGGUGGAGAGGGAGACGGUACAACAACUGGAGGUGGCGCAGGAGAAGACGCUGAGAGCACCUUAUCACCAGAAGAAGGCGGGAUAGCCGAACCCCCAGGAGACGACGUGUCCGGAGCCGCUGCGUCUUCUGCAACACCAGAAGACAACCAAGAUCCGUCAAACGAAUUUAUUCGGAACAAAGCGCUACUGACUUCCGCCCCGGUAAUGAAAGCCAGGGUGUUGUGCGGGAAUUUGGUAUCCACAGUAAAUCUCCCGUACACGUAGUACAAAUGCGGCCUCUGCAUGACAAAUUUGGGUUUCGAUCCUAGUUUAGCAUGACAAGUGUGGCACUCCAAAUUGGUGAAAUUUGUGAUGCAUCUUGUACAUCAUGUACGGGAAAUCUGUAUUGCAUAUAUGGAACGGCAGAUUUUGGCGUCCAACAUGAAUUCGAGUUCGGGUAACAAGCAGGGGCAGCUUUACAUCACGCCGCCAAACACCUACUAUCAACUGUAAAAAUGUCUGGGUCUGGAAGAAUUCAUGUUUGUCAUGCUUGUCUGGCAUGACUCUUAAAUCUGUCAUGCAUGUUACCCAAGAGCUCCGUUUUUCUGUGAUGCAGAAACGCAGUUUGUCAUGCAGAAUAGGCAACACCUAGGAGAGCAGAAACUUGUCAUGCUGAGCCAGCAUUUGUAGCGUCAUCAUGAGACGCCACCCAGCAUCACAAGUUUCCAGACCCAGACAUUUUUACUUUUGAUACCUACCCUCGCAUGCCGAUCUGGCCGCCGGCGCAGACGGAUUUGAGCGCUUUUGUGGGGGAGGAGUCCAGGAUAGGGGCGGGAAUGAUGGGCGGAAGUAGUGCUGGUGGUUUUUCCGCGUCUUCUUCUGGUGGAGGAGGAGGUGCGGCAGAUAUGAUGAUGUCAAACGUUUUGAUGAAAUGACGUUCAGAGCACGUUUUCGACGCGAAUGUUUCCGUUUCUGAGUUUCUGUUUCCAAGAAGUUGAAGAGUAAACGCUUAUAGAUGCGCUCAAGCCUGCUCUCGUUUGAGG
This is a messenger RNA of Amoebophrya sp. A120, 2539 nucleotides long. The record is from the annotation of a GenBank genome assembly. Lineage: Eukaryota; Dinophyceae; Syndiniales; Amoebophryaceae.